AUAUCUUCGGUGGCUUUCCUUUGACUUAACAUAAAAUAUUCAUGGUUUGGGCCCUAUUUACCUCUCUGAUCUUAUUUUCUAUUACUCUCUCUGACUCAUUAUGUUCUAGACAUGUUUGUAAUUUUUGUUCCACAAACACACCAACUUUAUUCCUGCUUUAAAGCUUUCUAUUAGUGGUCUUUUUUUCUUGGAAAGCUCUUACCCCAUAUCUUGGUUAGCUUAUUAAUGUCAUUUCAAGUCUCAGAGCAGAUGUUACCAACACAGAAGCCUUCCAUCAUCUACAAAUCUAAACGGGUUCCUCCCGCAAUGUAGUCGUGCUCUUAUUACUCCACUUUGUUUAAUUUUUAUAAAAACACUGUGGAACCCUUAUUUACUUCAUAUGUUCUUAUUUUCUUAUUUGUCUAUUCUUAUUUGUGUAUUCUCUAUCUACCAUUUGCUAGAAUGUAAGCUCUGAGAGAAUAGAAACCUUAUUUUUCUUGCUCAUUGCCAUCUCUCUAGUACCUAGAAUAGUGUCUCUUACACAUUUUUCAAUAAAUAUCUGGUAACUGAAUUGUUGAAUGUUUGAUCUCAGAUCAAAUAUAUCUUAAAUGGAGGUUAAAAUCUAGCUUCUACCAGAAAUGGACAAAACUACAUUUAUGGCUGUUUCUUCAUUUUCUGGUUUUAAAAGUCAACUGGUUAAUUUCCAUAAUUUUUGGAAAAAGUUUGUUUUUAAAAGAUGGAAUAGAUUUUCAGCUGCCAUUCUCAAGCACUGCUCUGUAAGUAACGUGCUGUGAUAUGGAUAGAUUUAUACCCAGAUGAAAAUCAGGUGGUCUUACUAGUAGUUAUUCUCACUAUCUUGUUUUUAAUUUUUUAUUUCUUUUUCACUAUCUUCACUAUUUUUUUAAAUUGGCUUCUGAAAUACUGGAGACACCUUUAGAUGCUAUAAAAUAAUUUUGAUCAUGUGGUUGGAGUACAUUUUAUGGAGCUAACAGAGAUAUCUUGAGUAUUUUUCCCCAAGUAAUAAAAUACUGAUGCAACUACUGUGACAAGUUGGGUUUCCAGUAAUUAUCUGCAGGAUUCGCCAUGACCCCAGCUCUAAGGGAGGCAGCAACAAAGGGUAUCUGCUUUUCAUCUUUACCAAGUACCAUGGAGUCUGACAAGAUGCUAUGCAUGGAAAGUCCAAGAACUGUAGAUGAAAAGCUGAAGGGAGACACUUUCUCUCAGAUGCUGGGAUUUCCAACUCCUGAACCUACUCUUAACACUAAUUUUGUGAAUUUAAAACAUUUUGGCUCCCCUCAGUCUUCAAAACAUUAUCAGACAGUUCUUUUAAUGAGUUCUAAUGCUACAUUAAAUAAAUACAAUGAAAAUUAUAAACAAAAGAAAUUAGGGGAACCCAACUGCAAUAAAUUGAAAAACAUACUAUGUAAUGGCAGCAACAUUCAGCUCAGUAAAAUCUGUCAUUCUCAUUCUGAAGAAUUCAUCAAAAAGGAACCUCUGUCAGAUACUACAAGUCAGUGCACAACAGAUGUACAAAUUAUUUUGGAUUCAAAUACAACCAAAGACACUAAUGUAGAAAAAGUGCAACUGAAAAACUGUAAGUGGUACCAAAAGAAAGCACUUUUGGAUAAAGUUAGUGAUGCUGAGGUUAAAAAGGGUUUACUGCACUGUGCUCAAAACAAAAUUGGGCGUGGCUGCUCAAAUGUGCCUGUUAGUUCCUCAGCUGCUGAAAAGGAGGAGGAAGUGAAUGCUCGUUUACUCCACUGUGUAAGCAAACAGAAAAUUUUACUUAGCCAGGCUAGAAGAACCCAGAAACAUUUGCAGAUGCUCCUGGCAAAGCAUGUUGUUAAGCACUAUGGUCAGCAAAUGAAAUUUUCUAUGAAACAUCAACUCCCCAAAAUGAAGAUUUUUCAUGAACCUACCACAAUUUUGGAUAACACUUUAUCUAAAUGCACUGAAAUUAAGCCAGAUGUCAACAUAUUGACUUCAGAGAAUAAAUUGUGGAAUGAUACAAAAAAUGGCUUUGCACGGUGUACAGCUGCAGAAAUCCAAAGAUUUGCACUGUCUGCUACAGGGCUGUUGUCUCAUGUUGAAGAGGGUCUGGAUUCUGAUGCAACUGAUAGCAGCUCUGAUGACGAUUUGGAUGAAUAUACCAUUAGAAAAAAUGUGGCAGUUAACUGUAGUACUGAAUGGAAGUGGCUUGUAGACAGAGCAAGAGUUGGCAGCCGAUGGACAUGGCUUCAAGCCCAGAUUUCAGAGCUAGAAUACAAAAUCCAACAACUAACGGAUGUUCACAGGCAGAUUCGUGCCUCCAAGGGGAUAGUGGUCCUAGAAGAAUGUCAACUUCCAAAAGACAUUUUGAAAAAACAAAUACAAUUUGCAGACCAAGCAGCUUCAUUAAACACUACAGGGAACCCCCAGAUUUCUCAAGAGAGUCAAGAUCCUUUACCAGAACAAGAUUUUGAAAUGUCACCAAGCAGCCCUACACUACUUCUUCGCAAUAUAGAAAAACAGAGUGCACAGUUGACUGAGAUCAUCAACAGUUUGAUCGCCCCUCUCAACUUGUCCCCAACUUCAUCACCCCUCUCCUCUAAAUCGUGCAGCCAUAAAUGUCUGGCUAAUGGCGUUUCCAGGAGUGCUUCAGAGAAUUUAGAUGAGUUCUCCUCCUCCAGUAGCUGGUUACUUAACCAGAAGCACAGUAAGAAAAGGAGAAAAGACAGGACAAGAUUGAAAUCUCCAUCCUUGACUAUCAUGAGUACAGCAGCUCGAACAAGGCCACUUCAGAGUUUCCACAAACGAAAACUCUACAGACUGAGCCCUGCUUUUUAUUGGACUCCUCAGACUUUGCCUUCAAAAGAAACAAGGUUUUUAAAUACUACACAAAUGCCUUGCCUGCAAUCAGCUUCAACUUGGAGUAGCUGUGAGCACAAUUCAAAGUCUCAAAUAUUGAGAGAACAUGUAUCAGAGUUAGAUUCUUCUUUCCAUUCUGUUCUGUCAUUGCCGUCAGAUGUGCCUCUUCAUUUUCACUUUGAAACAUUGUUUAAAAAGACUGAAAUAAAAGGAGAUCUUGCUGAAAAUAAAUUUGUAGGAGACUGUAUCAUAUCUCCAUCACCUGUCCAUAAUACUUCUCUGAAUCAAUGGAGAAAUGGAUUUUCUCCUACAUGCAAGCCUCAAAUAAGGUCGGACUCUUCUGCACAGCUGUUACAGGGAAGAAAGAAAAGACACUUGAGUGAAACAGCACUAGGAGAAAGAACUAGAUUUGAAGAAUAUGCUUUUCAACGCACAGAACCAGGAUCUCAUAGCAAUUUUACUGCAGUUACUAAUGUCAAUGUACUAUCAAGAACCCAGAAUUCAUCAUCACAAAAUACUGCACGGAGGAGAUUGCGAAGCGAGAGCUCUUAUGACAUAGAUAAUAUUGUAAUUCCCAUGUCAUUAGUGGCCCCAGCUAAGUUAGAGAAACUCCAAUAUAAGGAAAUACUCACUCCAAGUUGGCGGAUGGUUGUUCUUCAGCCUUUGGAUGAAUAUAACUUAGGUGAAGAGAUAGAAGAUCUCUCUGAUGAAGUUUUCUCCCUAAGACACAAAAAAUAUGAAGAGAGAGAGCAAGCCAGAUGGUCACUGUGGGAGCAAAGCAAAUGGCACAGAAGAAACAGCAGAGCUUACAGUAAAAAUGUUGAAGGACAAGACUUGCUUUUGAAAGAAUACCCUAAUGACUUCAGUGGUGGGCAGCACUGUGCUGCCGGGAGUCCCGUCGAGCCUCCGCCGUCAGAGAGCCAGGAGCCGAGUGCGCAUGGCUCCCCCUCACUAAAUGAAAGUCAAGAAAUCAAGUCUUUGUGGUGGGAACGACGGGCUUUUCCACUGAAGGAUGAAGACACACAAGCCUUAUUAUGCCAAGAUGAAAAAAACGAUCAGAUUGAAAGAUCAAGCCCAGCUUUCCAUGGUGUAGCCUUUUGUACUAGUGCAGCAGAGAAUGGCCACCAUCCGAAAAGGCAGGCGGAUGGGAUGGAAGUGUACAAAACCUUUGGUCUAGGACUUACUCAUGUUAAAAAAAAUAGGUGACAGGGAACAGGUUAAGAAAACUAUGUAACUGAAUGGAAAACAGGAGAAAAAAAUGAGCCCUGUUCUUCACCCUCCACCCCACCACAGCCACAAUUCCAGAGUAAGAGCAUGUAGUGCAUGUAUUAGCUUUUAUGCUGUCCGUGAAACAGGCAAGUUAUGUCUCAUUUUCCUUCUUGAACCAUAGGACUAUCUAGCUUCUCACCCACAGACAAGUGCUAGUCAUUUGUGUUUAUGAUACAAAUCACAAGCACCAAAAAAUUAACUGCUGCAAUUUGUUAUCAGAUCACAUUACUGGGUAAAUAAUACUUUUUAAACGACCUUAUACCCACACAUACACACAUCCCUGUGCAUCACUAACAGAUCUUUUUUCUAUACACAUGGUAAUUCUUUAAACUGACUCAGAAGUAUAUUAAGAAUAUACAAAUGCAUGUGUAUAGACUAUACAUGCAUACAUAUACACACAUAUGUAGUUUUAAAAAACACUGGCAGUGACCACUCUACUUGAAAAUGCAUGUAUGAACUACCCCAUGAAAUAUAAAAUGCACUAUAAAUAAGGAAGCACAGGUUUCCAAUGGUAAUGGACAUCUAAAAGUCUUGACUAAGGAAAAGAAUUCUUUAAAAAAAAAAAUGUUUAACCAAUAGAAGUUAUUUAUGGAAAUUUCUUUACCAAAUAACAAAUCUGAAAUCACUGAUACCUAUUGGAUUAAACAUAAGUUAUUUUCUAUUCACUCCUAACAGAAUAAGACAAGCAAAGUAGAGUUAAAUAUUGGUGUAUUUUAAAUACUAUCAUAUCUUUUAAAACUCACCUUGAGUUUAUCUAUUUUCUGUAUCUCAUGAAGAGAAGACACCAACUUAAAAUAAGCAACAAACAGGAAAUUCCUGUUAGUUAGUAUACUGUUGUACUUCUAGUUAAUUUGGUCAUUCCUUACCAUAGUUUAUCCAAAUAAGCAUCUAUUCUUACUUGUAUCCUAGAAAGAGGAUUAAAAUUUUUAAGAGGAUAAUGCUUCAAUACUGGAUAUUGGAGUAUGCAUUAAGUAAAAUUCCUUUUGAAGCUAUUACAUCAUUUUUUCUAUGUAAAAGUUGAGGACAAUUUAUAUGAAUUGCUUUUGCUCAUGUAAUUAAUAAAAGGUUAUUCAAGUUGUAGUACCCAUAUAACUGACAAUCCUAGCCAUUUGGCCAAAUCUGGGGUAUUUGACACCAAGUUUUUGUUAGGGAUUAGAAAUUAUAUUGGUCCCUGUAAAGAAGAAAAAGAAUUUCCGGUUCAAUACUGACAAAUUUUUGCUUGUAGUUUUACUGUACAUUUAUUUUUUAAAAAAGAAAACAAAAGCCAGAACAGAUCCAAGUUGUCCAGGCAAAAAAACUCAAAUCUUUUUGUCAUGUCUGAUAUUAUAAUCGUCUAUGUAAGUUUUUUAAUUAAAGUUAUUUCUAUA
This is a messenger RNA of Vicugna pacos (alpaca), 5462 nucleotides long. Lineage: Eukaryota; Metazoa; Chordata; Mammalia; Artiodactyla; Camelidae. The record is from RefSeq and is a predicted model, not a curated record.